GAGAGAGACUAGGGCGAGGCGGGAAGUUCAACAAACAUGGCGACCGGCAGAAGCUGAAAUUGCAUGAACGUAAAGAUUCCAUUUUGUUACGGCUAAUUAUGGACGACAAAGCGACAUUCAAACCCGAGACGGUGAAUAGAUUACUGCAACUUCAUUUCCAAGACAAACAGAAAACUAAAGUGAAUGGCCCUGGCUUGAAAUUGUUGGCUGAAAUGAUGCGUGUAUUUGUAGCUGAGGCUGCUGGGAGAGCCGCACAGCAAGCAACAGCAGAGUCAUCUAUGGUGGUACAACCCGAGCAUUUAGAGAAGGUCCUUCCUCAGUUGCUCCUUGAUUUUUAAAGACAUGCGAACAGCCAGUGUAAAUCAGUGGCAACUGGCAAUGGAUAAAUGGCCCAAUGAGAAUCACUUGAACAAGGCACCUUAGAUCUCAGGUUGCUGUAUUUCGCCGAAUUCUUUUUUUUUUUUUUAAUCACUCUUUAUUUCUCUUUUUAACAUUCCAUUAACAAUUCACAUUAAACAUUACAACUUACAGUCUAUUACAUUACUCUACAGAUACAUUACACUUUCUUCUUCCCUUUCACAAGAGGCCAGUUUCUCCCAUUUUUUCAAGUGGGUUAUUACAUUAUUCUUCUGUUUUUUAAUAUGACUUUCAAUUUUGUGCACUCUAUAAACUAGUGAUCUGAAAAAUUGAACAUUUGGAAGUAUUUUCUUUUUUCUACAAAAGUAUAUGCAUUGCUUUGCUAUAAGUAUUAGAUGGUUAAUGAUCAUGAAAUCAUUUAUACCAGAAUCCCAGAGACCAAAAAGAAUAUACUAUAUAACAAGAAAUCAUCAGAGCAUAAAUGACACUGUUCCAUCCAUUUUAUGACUUCAAGCCAAAAAAGGCGCACAUAUUUACAGUGGCGAAAAAGAUGUUCUAGAGUCUCGUCUUCAGCCUCGCUAAAAGAACAGACGGGCGAGUCCACAAUACCGAUCUUAAAUAACUUCUUAUUAGUGAAGAGAAUACAAUGUAAAAUCUUGAACUGAAACGCAUGUGAAUAUGUAUCUAUCGCAACACGGAAGGGCAGCAUGUAAAUAUCUUCCCAGUCAAAAUUCUCAGGAUUGUAAAGAUUAUACCUUGUCUGUGCUGUGGGUGUUACCAGCAUUUUAGAGAUAUAAUGAUUGUACACUAAUUUGGCAGUAAUAUCUAAUGCAUUUAUCCAUUUACUGCUAAGAUAUAAGGUUGGGAUUGGGGCCUCUUGAAAAACAAGUAGCUCUUUAAAGACCUGACCCUUUAUCAUACAAGUCCACUUUCCAAUUUCGCCGAAUUCUUGUAGAUAUUGCCAUGAAACAACAUACACAUUAUGUACUGUUACUUGGAUAGAUACGGCCUUGAAAUGAGAAUACAAAAAUCUUUGUUAUCCAGCUAGAACCGGAAGUAGCUAGAGAACCGGAAAUACACUGAUGAAAUGUGAUUUGUGAUUGCGUGUUAUCUAGUUUCAUUUUGUGUGCAGUCAUGCAUAUUCUGGGAGAAGGCGUCUAAUGACAUAUUAUUAACUGGUAUGAGCUGGACAAAAUAAAACAUUUUUACAGAAGGGUAAGUUAUUUUUAUUGACAAUUUUUUUUUAAUGCGUAGCAUUUGCUCUCGAAGCAAUGAAUCACGAAUAGGGGGUCGUAAUGUUGUAUAUUUUAGGAUGGAGUAAUCUGUCAUUUUUAAAAUAAAACAUUAUUUAAUCAUUUAUAUAUAAUAUUUUUUAUAGAUAAUAUUUUUUGCGGGGGGGUGGGGGACGUAAAAGAUAUUUUGGACGCUCCGGUACUUGACCAACCCCAUUGUUUACGCAAUUUAAUUUGUUUCAUUUUCAAUUCUUUCACCACGAGGAAUUCUACUUAUGAUGCGAAUUCGGCAACGUUUGGAAUAUCACUUGGUUCAGGGAAUCCCCAUUCCAUUGUAUUAUUUAUUCGUUAUUUUAUUUAACCUCUUCCGCCUGGAAGAGGGCGUUAGCUGCGGUAAUCCACAAAUUCGUUCCCCCGUAUUUUUUAUUCAGUUGUAUUAUACUAUGUGUAUGUGUAGGAUCGCCUUUGAAUAUUUCACGCUAGUGAUAACACUGAAAUAGGAAUUUAGCCUAAAUCCGCUAAAUAGCACAAAAAAAACGCUGUAAAAAUAUGUUUAACGUAUCUCCAGCCGUACUCUCCAAUUCUAAACAAAAUAGGUAAUUUCGAAUUUUAUUAGUAACUAAUUAGUAACCAAGAAAUAUUUAGUAACCAGUAUCACCGCGUUGACAUAAAAGACCAUCUUCUAAAAUUUCUUCUUUGCAUUUUUAAACAAAAGCUUAGAGUCUACUUAAGAACCUUGCUAGCCUAAUAUAUAAAAACCUGUUUAGGCUAGCUUGAAAUCAUCCAGGUUCUUUCUUUUACGCGUUUUUUUUUUUUUUUUUUUUACUGUUUGGAAUUCAACCUCUCGGACCCUGCACGGUGUGUUGCAUGUCCGUCGUUGCGAAGCGUACUACACUAAAUGACGUAUGAGGGAGCCGCUCGGCGUCCUGUUUAUUUGUUCAGUAUAACUUCCGCCUACUAAAUUUGGCACUUCAUUAUUCAACAUGGACACUGAACGUAUACCGCAUUGAUCGGCUCGGAAUAUUUACAAUGUACACGGCUUUACCGGUCGUCUUGGAUGGGAAAAGGGACGAAUUUGUAGCUCUAGUACUGGAGAGUUCUACGGGAAAGUGGAAGAAACGAAAUAUCUCCCUCCAAGUGGCCCAGGAUGGUAUGAGUUGUAACCUUGAGAUCAAACGGCAAGCGAAAUACAACCUCUUUAACAAGGUGCCAGAGUCUGAGAUUCUCCACUUGACGCCGUCGAGUCAUUCAGCUAUUUGGAUAUCCAGUGCUGGCGGCAAAUCUGAUUGUUUGGCUGUACUGUCAGCUGGCCCAGAUGCGUGGGGUUCCUGUGUGUAUUUCUCUGGAGAGGUGGAGACGCUUGAAAUAGUCACCUACAAGGUUUUUAGAUAUUGUAAUGUCGCGACUUACGACGUUUCCGUGGAAUCUGCGCGGCAUAUCCCAAGAGGCUCCGCGAUGCUGCACGUGUUUACGGACAAGCUCUGCCUGUCUUCCACCAAGAUGUCCAGUAUCAAAUGGCUCCACGAGUGGAACUACAAAAGCUUGCAGCAGUUCAAGCUCAUCAAGCACGGCAUCUUCGUGUACAACCUCGAAAACCCCAGCGAGGGCGAGGUCUUCCUCUGGUGCCGGGAGCAAUACGCUGAGGAGGUUUACAAUAAGAUUGUUCAUUACAUCGUCGGGAAACAUGUUCCUGUUCCCAAUGGAGUACGGCCUUCUGGCUCAUACUCCUCAUUGUCUUCAGCCUCUUCAACACCUGAGAAUCAAAUCCGAUGUAAAAUAAAUAGGUUAUCAUCACCUGGUGCAAGGUUUUCUGGCUUGUCGCCUUCAUCGCUUCCACUAUCCUUUCUCUCGUCGUCAUCCUCCUGUUCCUUAUCGUCGGAGUAUUUCCCAGAACUUUCUGACCACGAAAGUCAUAGGGAAUUGAUUUCAAAGAAAGGAUUCUCUAAAUCGUGUGUUUCUCUGCUAGCGCCUUCAUCCCGUGACGAAAAUGCAAUCAAACUGGUUACGGAAAACUGUGUUUCGUCCAACCGAGGGAAGUGUGUAAAAAGAAAGAAAACUCGAAGCAGGGCGUUAUCCGAGCCGUAUUCACCGGACGAUUACCUUUUGGAUAACGUAAUAAAUAGGCUAGAAAUCCCGCAGCAGAAAGGUUUAAGCAGCAGCUCGCCAUGUCUGAGGAGAAGCAACCCGGAAACUAAAUCAAAUGCCGAGGCAUCUUCGCCUAUGCAAAAAGUCGUAGGGUCGAUCUCAAGCCUUGGGAGACCCCACCUGAGUAAUGGAGUUGUUGCAAGAGGGUGGUACUCAAAAGAAAAUGAGCUUAAAGAAGAAAACGUUUUACCGAUUGGUAGUCCCUCAAGGGGUAACUUUGCUUCAAUUCCUGAAAACGAGAGUAUACAAAAGAACAACAAUACUGCCCCUUUGCGUGCGUGUAACGGCCGGGAUAGGGUCGACGAUUCUAACAAUGUACCCCCCAUCCCGGCAAGGUACCCUGUGCCCUUUUCAAACAGACCCCCUGAUCUCCCACCACGCCCUUCCAAACCCCAGCCCCUCCCUACGUCUACCGCGAAUAGGGUCGAUUUUCAUCAUCACGUUGUUCUUGAUAGUCCGCCAAUUCGGGAGAACGUCCUGAAGUCAGGUACAAAUCAUAGGCCAUCUAAAAAACCUAUGGAGCAACCCCCUUGGAGUCAGCCCCUUCCCAUACCUACAACAAGCAUCCUGGAUCUUCAGCAUCACGCUGGUUUUGAUAAUUCGCCUAUUCGGGAGAACGUCCAGAAGUCAUUUGCAGGCCAUAUGCAAUCUCAAGGACCCAUCGAGCCGUCUUCUUGCAGUCAACCGCUACCUAUCCCUUCAACGAACAAGGUGGAUUUACAUCAUCGUGUUGUUCACGAUAAUACGCCUAUUCGGGAAAACGUCCAGAACUCCAGUGUAUGUAAUAGGCCAUCUCCAAAGCUCAUGGACCCGCCUUCUUGGAGUCAGUGUCAAGGAGGGGAUUUCCCUGGCACUGAUAGACAAUCUGUCCGUCGACCCAAAUGUUUCGUUUAUAUGAAUCUACCCGGGGAGCAUGCCACACCUGCGGCACCAGCAACAUACGUCAAUGUUCUUUCCGGGAAUAGUAUCAAGGGCUGUUACGAGAACUGGCAAAAGGGGAACAUGACAGGCCCAAGUAUCACACCCCGUGGCACACCACCGAAAUUACCACCAAGGAGGGUUAUAUCCAACAAGGAGCUCAUUCCUGAUAAAUCCUCGAGGGAGUCGAAGGUAACACAAGCGGUUACCCCAAGGCCUCCUAUGCGGCCCCCAAAGCCUGCAAAUCUGAGCAGUUCAAAGGGAACCUGUGAGGUGGAAUCGAGAAGGACUACGAUCCAAGUGGGAUUGUUUGCCGCUCAGCCGAUCAGCGGUCGUGUUUGGUUUUUGCGUGUGGCGUUUAUGCACAAGGAUGCGGAAGACACAACUUUUAAGAGAGUUUGUGAGAUAGAAAAGUCGAGCGGUCACUACCACCGCAAGAGCCAUUGUCUGGACGUGACGAGUGAUAUUAGACUUCGUGUACAGCCUACCAGUGAUGGCUUUGAGCUACUCAAUGAGAAUUCCCUGGACAUCGACUUAACAGAUAUUGAGAUGCUAAGAAAAGGCGACUGGUUUGUUAUUGAGUUCCAUCUUCAGCAACGCGAAGAAGCCAAGACCCAGUUUACUGGUAGUGUCUCUGUCACCCCUAGGGAGUUACGCCCGGGGGACAAGACACGCUGGACGUGUAAGGCGUUCAUGGGCAUUGAUGAGGUUUUCGACCUUAAGCCUUCAUUGGAUCCCUGCAGCCACCACCACAUAACAAACUACCGCUCCAGGUCACCAAACUCCAGUACCCUUAUCCCCGACUACAACAAACGCUUGCAACUCUGCAAAGCUCUAGACAUUACUUUGAACUCUAACCAUAGAGACUGGAGACAGCUUGCGGGCGCUUUGAACUUUACUAUCAACGAGAUAACCGAGAUACAAGAUCGUGCGCACCGAUGCUGUGACUUUUCGCCCACGGAUGUUGUCCUUCAUCGUUGGGAGGAGCGAGGGCGUGAUUUUGGCAUGGACAGACUAGUGUGCAUUUUGAGAGACAUGGGUCGACUAGAUGUUGUCCAGGAUUUAGGGUACAGCAUAGCGACGCCCGAGCAAGAAGAGUGGUGUUCCGAUUCAUCUGAUUGUGUUUCGAACUAAAUGAAUAUUUUUGGGUUUGGGCCAUUGCUUCCAUUCCAGAAUCACUCUUCAAAGACACUCUUUUUUUAUAACAACCUUUUAAUAAGAACGUCCAGCCUGAGAUUUCAGCAAAUUUUAAGAACAUGCUAAGAACAUGCCGAGGUUGAGAUAGAAAAAAAAUUCUUUUUUAGUCCUGAUGCGUUCUAGAAUGCAGAAUAAAAUUGUGCCCAUAGUAACAACCUUAUUAUUGCUAUUGGUCAUUAGUGUAGUUCUCUUCCUAAUAAGUCAUUGGGUAUUAUAUUUUUAUAUACAAUAAAAUUUAAGAACAUCGAUAAAAACAUAUUCAGCCUCAAAACGUCCCAUAAAUUUGAACGGCUCAGCCUCAACUGAAAAUUAGAAGUUCUUAUAGAAAAAAAGAGUGUAUACACCCUUCAGAACUUUGUUAACAGCAUCAUGUUAAAGUUCCGUAUAAACAGCGCAAACACCAGACAGCCGUUACCAAUGAAACUGGCAAAAUCCUGUUAAAUACUGGAUGCCUUAAAGCGGCAUCGCACCAGUUUACUUUCGGGGGGCCGACGGAAACCUCAACCAAUUAAAGACAAAAUAAUCUAUUAGAAUCACACACAUAAUUUUGAAAUAUUUUUCUGUUGAAAGUCAUCGGGGAUUGUUACUUGAUCGACCUGAAGUAAACUGGUGACUUUGUCGCUUCAAGAGCGUAGUUUAAUAUACCCUUGUACAGUCUGUGUAGUAUUUAGUGAUAUGCAUUAUUGAUCAAAAACAACCCUGAAAUUUAAAAAUAAAAUAAAACAAUCUAA
This is a messenger RNA of Nematostella vectensis (starlet sea anemone), 6580 nucleotides long. RefSeq lists its product as uncharacterized. Gene Ontology annotation, molecular function: protein binding. The record is from RefSeq and is a predicted model, not a curated record. Gene Ontology annotation, biological process: signal transduction. NCBI's taxonomy places the organism in Eukaryota, Metazoa, Cnidaria, Anthozoa, Actiniaria, Edwardsiidae. The transcript has 12 exons. The coding region runs from base 2619 to 5786 and encodes 1055 amino acids.